AGGGCGACGCAUUCGAUCGCGGGCCGCCAGCCAAGCCUGCCGAAGCUGACGUGCGCUCCGUCACCAACACGCUGCCUUGUGCCCUAGGCAGGAGCCUUUCCUCUUCUUCCGGCGACGCGGUUUGCUACGACGAGGCUUCCUCCGCUCCGUUCAGCCGGUUGAAGAUAACCGCGCUCCGUUUUCCGGAUGCGUGUUUUCGGUUGACGCGCAGGGAUAUUUAGGAGUCCCCCGAAGGAGACUGGGACGGAUUUCGGCGGGCGCGGUGGUGACGGGACCGCGCGCCUCUUGGGAUUUCGGUUCGGCGGCGCCCAGAUGAGUGAAUUUGGAAUUAAAAACAUGGAUCAAGUAGCACCUGUUUGCAAUGUAUAUAGAGAAUUGUUCAAGCGCCAACAUGCAUUUGAUAGCUUUGAGGGUGCUUUGUUUACUGGAUUCUAUCCACCACUAAAUGAAGAUCAGACACUUCAAGAAGUGCCAACCGGGCUUGAUUCUAUUUCUUUUGAAUCAAGCUCUUCUGAAUUGCCACUCUUAACUCCAUGUAGUAAGGCUGUAAUGAGUCAGGCCUUAAAUGCAACUUUCAGUGGCUUCACAAAAGAACAGCACAGACUAGGCAUUCCAAACAAUCCCUGGCUUUGGACACAACAUCAUGUAUGUCAGUGGCUUCUCUGGGCCAUCAAUGAAUUUAGUUUAGUGAAUGUGAACUUUGAGAGAUUUGCUAUGAAUGGCCAAGACUUAUGCAAUCUGGGAAAGGAACAUUUUUUGGAACUAGCACCUGAUUAUGUUGGUGACAUCCUCUGGGAACAUUUGGAUCAGAUGAUAAAAGACAAUGAAGAGAAGCCACAAGAUCAAUACAUGGAAAAUUCUCACCUUACUUCAUCUCCACAUUGGGUCAACAACAACUCUUUAGGCACUAAUGUUGAACAAGUGCAGUAUUGCACUCAAGUACCCAGCUAUCCAAAAACGCUAAGUUUCCCAAAAACCAGAAUUCUGGGAGAUGUAUGUCAGACGACAAUUGGGCCAAACCUUGUUAAUCUAAAACAAGAAUUUCAGAUGUUUCCUAAAGCACAAUUAGAGACUGUCAAUGUGAACUACUGUUCAGUGAAUCAGGAUUUCACAAGAAAUAAUCUGAACUUGGUGUUGGAUAAUACAAGUAAACCUAAAGAGCAUGAUUCAAAUGACAGUGGCACCGAAAGUUACGAAAGCUCAGAUUCAUUGCUACAGUCUUGGAAUAGUCAGUCCUCCCUAGUAGAUGUUCAGCGGGUCCCAUCUUAUGACAGCUUUGAAGAUGACUGCAGCCAGUCCUUGUGUCUGAACAAACCCACAAUGUCCUUUAAAGACUAUAUUCAAGAAAGGAGUGACCCUGUAGAGCAAGGGAAACCAGUUAUUCCGGCAGCAAUACUAGCAGGAUUUACAGGUAGUGGACCCAUACAGCUAUGGCAGUUUCUUCUAGAACUUCUGACUGACAAAUCUUGUCAGGCAUUCAUAAGCUGGACUGGAGAUGGUUGGGAGUUUAAACUUGCAGAUCCAGAUGAGGUUGCAAGAAGGUGGGGCAGAAGAAAAAACAAGCCCAAAAUGAACUAUGAGAAGUUGAGCCGUGGCCUGCGUUAUUAUUAUGAUAAGAACAUUAUUCACAAAACUUCAGGCAAACGUUAUGUAUACCGCUUUGUAUGUGAUCUACAAAAUCUGUUGGGAUAUACAGCAGAGGAACUCCAUGCAAUGCUAGGAGUACAGCCAGAUACUGAAGACUGAGCACUGCAGUCUUGUGAGCUUUGGAUGCAAAAACGUAUGAAUCUGUGAUUUGGGACCUUCUACACCAGUCACUGGAUUUAUCUUCUGGCUGUUUGGAGUAGUACACUGUUGAACUCCUAAAAGAAGUGUUUUCAUAAUUGGGGGAAGAAGUGGAUUCAGUUUCAGGCAGAAAAAGAACUUAUGUAUCCAGCCUUUUCAGCAGUCCUUCCAGAGGUCAACCCAGUUCCUGACUAAACCUGAAGAUAGCAAAAUACUCUGGGGCUCAAGGUUCAAUUAUGUCAACUUCUAAAUAAGUAAAGGUGACACCCAGGCUAAACCUAUUGGAAUUUCAAGCAUUAAACCCCAUUUUACUGUUAACAAUAUUGCAGACAUUACAUAUCAUCAUUUGUUUUAUUGAAGGAGAAAAGGCUAGGUAUGUUUUAUUUAAUGUAUGUGCCAUAUAAAUUUACAAAGGGCAUUCUUUUAUAGUUGUGUAUGUUUCAUCGUACACAUCUUGAAACCAAAAGGAGCAAUGGCAGAGAUUCCGUACAAAGACAGAAAAAAUAUACCAUU
This is a messenger RNA of Notechis scutatus (mainland tiger snake), 2298 nucleotides long. The record is from RefSeq and is a predicted model, not a curated record. Lineage: Eukaryota; Metazoa; Chordata; Lepidosauria; Squamata; Elapidae.